This is a messenger RNA of Octopus sinensis (East Asian common octopus), 906 nucleotides long. RefSeq lists its product as uncharacterized. The record is from RefSeq and is a predicted model, not a curated record. Lineage: Eukaryota; Metazoa; Mollusca; Cephalopoda; Octopoda; Octopodidae. The transcript is spliced from 3 exons. The coding region runs from base 1 to 906 and encodes 301 amino acids.
AUGCGGCUCUCGGAAUUUAUGAUGCGGUCCGCAAGCCUCAUUGCAACAAAUAAUCUCCAAGGAGUUGAGAUUCCUAUGCAAGUUUCCAAAAAGUUAUCAGAACUGGAUAUUUAUUAUCUAAACAAUGAUUUUAAGGAUAUUAAAUUUUUCGAGUCAUUAGAAAAUGUUUCAAAACGAAAAAUGAUAUUCAUUGGAUCACAGAAAAUAGUUGAAAUAAUCAAUAGACUAAUCACAGAGUGUAUUAUUGGAGAAAAUUUAGAGCUUAUUUUUAAAAGCAGCGAACAAAUGUCUGAUAAACUCAUUUCUUUAAUUGAAACUCAUAAAAAGUUGUUGAAAUCCUUUAAACCAGAAUCGACAUUUCCAUCUAAGGAAAAAGCUUUGUCGUUUUCUUUUAAAAAUAUAUGCCGGGAAGUGAUGUUAAAAAACGAUUUUGUUUCCAGUUUAAUGGAAAAAAUUGAAAAAUCCAAGUUUAUUGAACUUCUAGAGAUUUAUCGUUCUUUUAUAAUUGAAAAGCUUGUGAUUUCUGCAUCCGAAGAAUCCGAAAAAAUAAUAAACAUGACAAAUCUUUCAAAUAAAAACGCAUCUGAAAGAACAAUACUCAAAAAACUAAAAGAUGAUGUUAAUCUUUUAGCUGAAGAAAAAGAAAAUGAAUUGAAAGAAAAAGAUAUAAUCAUAAGAAAAUUGCAGGCCCAACUGGAAAAUAUUCAGAAAUGUUCAGAUGAAUAUAUUCGACGUACAGUCGGAGAAUCAGAGCUUCAAUGUGAAAUCGAAAAGUCUGAAAGAGCUAAGAAAAGUGAAAAACUUGAAAAGGAACUGGAAACCGAAAAAAAGCAAUUAGAGAGCGCAAUUCAACGGAAUAAAAUUGUUGAGCAAAAUUGGAGAGGGGUUGGAAUUUUUGCAUUGUAA